Messenger RNA from Apiotrichum porosum, 525 nucleotides. RefSeq lists its product as uncharacterized. The record is from RefSeq and is a predicted model, not a curated record. Bases 1 to 525 code for a protein of 174 amino acids. Gene Ontology annotation, molecular function: fatty acyl-CoA hydrolase activity. Lineage: Eukaryota; Fungi; Basidiomycota; Tremellomycetes; Trichosporonales; Trichosporonaceae. The transcript has 4 exons.
AUGGCCACCAUGACCCCGUCUACAAGGGACGACAUUGAGAAUUUCAAGCGCUUGGUCCAACACGCGCCAUUCGGCGCCGGCCUCGCGCUCAACAUUGCCCCGUAUGCGACUGACCCCAUCCCUCCGCUCAACCUCCGCGGUGGCAGGAACGCAGAAGGCUGGCGGGCAGUGUACGAGGGCGUGGUGCAGCCUGAGUGGGGCAACCCAAUGGGAGCCAUGCACGGCGCAGCUGUCGCCUGGGUUGUGGAUACCUGCACCUCGGCCGCGAUUGUGGCACUGCACACCCCAGAGUUCUGGGGGCCACCAAUGACCGGCGGCGUGAGCCUGACUCUGGACACGAGUUUCUUCAACGCAGCGCCAGUGGGCACCAAGAUUCGUAUCCUGGUCACCAUGGAGCGCCUCAGCCCGACCCUGGCCAACUUGAGGUGUGAUAUCACAGAAUGGGACACUGGCCGCCGGCUCAGUUCUGGCACCCACUGCAAGACCUGGCGCCCAGCACCGAGCAAAGACAAGGCCAAGGCCUAG